AGCGGUCUGUGGAUCGUCAUGACGACUGUCAAUGGCGAGGGCCGGGCCGAGGAAGUCGGCAAGGCCGAGCGCGCGGUGCAGCACGACGGCACGGGGCCGACGCUGCGGAAGGCCGUCUCCGCGGCCACAGAGCCCGCGGCUGCGUCGUCAGCGCAGAGCGACGGCACUGGGUCCGCAACGAAGGCGGCGGCCAAAGGCCGGGGCCUUCGCCUGGAGCUCCCCAGCAACCCGGUGAUCAUAGGCGCAGCGGUGCUGCUCCUCGGGGCCGGCGCCCUGUGUUCCCGCGGGCGCCCUAGGGGCCACCACUUCGGCGCCAAGCUCCACGGCCUCGGCCUGCAGGGCUCGGGCCUGCAGCCGCCGGUCGCGGAGCAGGCAGAUGCGGCGGAGGACGCGGGCGCCGCAAGUUCGCUCGAGGACAUCCUCCGGAAGCUGGAGGACGGCCAGGAGGCGCCAGUCGACUUGUCCUCGGCGGCCGAGGCCGGGGGCGAGGCCGCCCGGGAGCGGAAGGCGUCCAAGAAGAGGCCCAAGAAGGCGAAGAAGCCCCGAGCGCAGGAGGCCGAGGCGCCGGCCGCCGCGGCGGCCCCGGCGGAGGCGCCAGAGGCCGCCGAGGAGCCGCUGUCGGAGCAGGCCAGCAGACUGGAGUCCGAGAGGGUCGAGCUCCAAGAGCAGGCGGCGCGGCCAGCGCCGGAGGAGGAGGAGGCCCCAGAGCUCAAGGAGGACCCGGGACCCCUUGCUAGAGCCACCCUGCAGCAGCUGGAGUCCGCCUCCCAGCAGCCGGGCGGCGUCGGCGAAGGGGAGCUGCAGGAGGCGAAGGAUGCGCUGAGGCGCAUGGAGGAGGCCGGCACUGCGAGCAAGGACUCGGACAUGAAGGUCGAGGAUGUAGGUGAAGAGGAGGAGGAGGACCCGCGGGUGCACGAGAUCAUGGAGGAGGUGCUGGAGAAGAUCUCCAAGGCAUCGAAGUCCAAGUCCGCCAAGGUGACCAAGAGAAAGGUGAAGGCUGCCAUCAACAACGCCCUCGAGAAGCUGGAGGCCCUGGGCGACUCCGCGAGCCGAGACGAUCUGAAGGAGCGCCUCCGGGACAUGUUGGAGCUCGAGGAGGACGAAUCACCCAAGUCCAAGAAGGGCAAGGCCGAGAGGUCGAAGAAGGAAGAGGAGGAGGCGGAGCUCCACAUGGACUUCGCGCAGCGCGUGAAGGAGGAGACUGCAAAGAAGCUGGACUUCAGCAUUGCCGAUGUCAAGGAGGAGUUCAGGCAGACGUACGGCAAGGACGCCAAGUCCCUGAUGUGCUCCGGCUGCAAGCUGGUGGCUGCCCGACUGGCCCCGGAGCCGUGCGCGGACGGGUACCAGAGCAACGAAGAGUUCAGGGACAAGGUGGGCAACCUCAAGGAGAACAUCAACUUCCCACCCAACGACGAGAUUGAAGAACUAGCGAGCUCCGACAGUCCUGGCGGACGCCUGGCUAACGACGCGACGACCACCCUGCAAGAUCACCUUCAGGCCGAUCCGCGCCACCCUGACCCACCUACGCUGGGGCACCCGCUGCAGGGCGAGGGGCUGGCCUUCAACGAAGCGCCGAACAGGCUCAACCAGCGGGGCGCAGCCCUUGCAGACUAA
Molecule: messenger RNA, 1614 nt
Organism: Prorocentrum cordatum
Lineage: Eukaryota; Dinophyceae; Prorocentrales; Prorocentraceae
Source: the annotation of a GenBank genome assembly